AUGCUGAAGGUCAGUGACAGUAUAACAUUUGUAGUGCGCAUGAAUAUGUGUGUAUGUAGCAAUUACCAUAUUAGACCAGACUCGCGUUUAUUGCCACCUUUUUAUCGUCAGUCUGAUAUGUUUUGAAAUACGUCCCGACGUUUCUCGUAAUUAGCUGAAAAUGUUUUCUAAUUAGAUUCCCACUCGUCUCCCCAACUAUGUACAAUUAUCAACCUUUACGAAACUAAGUAAUUUACCUUGACUUUGGAGCCUUGCCAAUUUGUGACGAUUGCAUGUAUACAGUAAUUUGACAACUUGCUUUUAGUAGAUUUCAUCUGUUAGCAAUUACUUAAUUUUAAUAUACACAAAUAUCUUUUAAAUUAUCUGUCAGUCCAGGUUUAUGAAAUUUUAAUAUUCACAAAAUAAACGCUCCAAGUGGCAGAUCUCAUUCCUUAAAGUGCCUAUCACCCAAUUUUUUUUAUUUUACAAUUUGAAAGUGGAGCAUACUAGUAAUGAUAUUUUUCGGAAAUAAAAACAUUUUUACCCUUUUUUAAUGCUUUUUCUCAGUCAAAACAGUGUGAAAAUAGUGCAUUUUUUAAAUAUCUAAGCUUUCUGGCCGUGCGAAGUGAUUUACGAAGAGAUUGGGCCUAGUGACGUAGCACGAGGGACUCGCAUUUUGCAAUUUGUAUUUACAUCUAUUCCGCUACUAGCUUUACGCGCAAAUUUCUUCGAGUUUUAUAAAAGAAUAUGCCUAAUAGAUGUGUAGCUGGUGGUUGUUCUAAUGUUCCUGACCCUUCACAAAAUAUCGGUCUUCAUAAAUUUCCCGAAGAUAACGAUUUAGAGAAGAAAAGACGACGACUUUGGGUUGCAUUUGUGCGGACAAAACGUGCAAAAUGGUCGCCAACAGCAAACUCCCGGCUUUGUUCACAGCACUUUCAAACCGAAGAUUUUGAAAGUCCAUUUGUGACUAUACCUGGAACGGAUUUCGUUAGUCGAUCAGUAUUACGAAAAGGUGCUGUUCCUUCGAUUCAUAAGACUCCUGAACCCAGCAAUUACGACAAACAUGGCCAAAGCCAAGACAGUGUCGAUCCGACUCAUCCAAGUUCAACGAGAAAGCAUCGCCGUGUAAGUACAAUAUUCUUUAUUCACUCCGCUUUAUUCAUUCACGCAUUCUGUAUAGUCAACUCAGUAAACUCACAAACAUGCCCUUCUCGUUUGGAUAGGCUGUAAGAGAACUACUAAAAGAAAAUGUUGCCAAAACCAGUGAGGCUGAAGCUAGUACCUCAACAACAUCCACUACUGACGAGCCUGGCUUGGUUGAUGAUCAAACGGUGACAUCUGACAGCCUUUAUCCCGUCCAACAACCUUUAUCUGUAAGUUGAACGAUUCAAAUUUGCAAAUUUACCAUUAGAAAUAUGUUUGCUGAAAAUAUAUCACAAAUUUUUCAAUUAUUAUUUUCUAGACUGAAGAGGCUUCCUGCCAAACACCAGAGUGUUUAGGUUGUAAGAAAUUGAAAAGCCAAAACCGCCAACUCUGCAAUAAGAUUAUUGAUCUUAAACUAAAAAUCCAAGUCAAGGAGGCUGCAAUACAAAAACAAAAAGGUGAGAAUACCUCAACAUCAAAAGCACAACAAUUUUCAUGGGUAGAAGCACAACAAUUAUCAUUGAACUAGACACAAAUAGUUCUAGGGGUGAGGUUUUUCAGGAGGUGCAUUAUUCUAUCACUACAAAGUGCUGUGCACAGUCUUUCAAAGUGUAAUGUUAUAUUAGUGCUCUAUACUAUAGUUAGCAUCUUCUACUACAGAGAGUAUAGAUGAGAGUAUGGCCAAAGUAGCUGCUAUGGAGGAGAAAUUAGAAGACGAAACCUUUGUAAGCAGUGAUGAAGAAAUGGACAUUGAAGAGGAGCCUGAUUAUUCAGAAGUUUCUUCUCCUGAACAUAGCUUGGCUUCUGGUACUGAAUCUGCUCCAGAAGCAGAUUUGUCAGAAUCAGACUUGUCUUCAGAUGAUGAAGAACCACAAGUUAUAAAGUAAGUUUAACCUGUUAAAUGGCAGCACUCCUCCCUAGCUUGAAAAGCAAAAUCAUCUGGCGUUAGACAGAGUUAAAAAUAAAGUAGGGCACAUCAGUGUACAUACAGUACAUCAAGGCUUUCCAUCAGGGCAUUAAAGUUUUUAAAAUUUUCUAUGGGCAGUUCCUGCAGUAAAUUGUACACAUACUGUAAUAAAAUGUUAACAUAUUAAUAAAAAUAUGUCAAGUACUGUAGCUAGAAGGAGUAAUCUGUUAUGGGAAUGUAAAAUCUAUCCCAUGAAGAUCACAAACUUAAUCGUCUCCUCUCGCCAAGGAAAAGUCAAGUAGCUAGAAGGAACACAAGAUCCAAUAAAGAUUAUUCUCACAAUUUUUAUAGUAAAAUUAGCAGAUUUAAGAACAGCCCAAUUUCAUAUGCUGUAAAUAUUUUUAAUAAUAGUCAGAAGUGGGAAAUCUAUACAUUUUAAUUACUAGUAAAAGAAAGCUUAUUGUAAUAGGAUAUAUAUCACUUUGUAAAUUGCAUAGAAGUUUAGCCUUGGUUAUAUUGUGUGUAAUUUAUUCCCAGUAUAAUAAUAAUUAUAGUAUUAUUUAGAACUGUUGAGCAUGUUCUAGAAGUCUUGAAUUAUGUUUAUUAAUAGAUAUAUUUUGUUGUUCUCAUUGUUAUAGGACUCCAGAUAAUUCAGAAAACUUACGAACCGAGCCAAAGUUCAUUGUGUUCUUGUCUCAACUACUGCUCCUAUUCAACGUAUGUCCAGCUUGUAAAUCAGAGAAGCCCUUUAUUGAAACGAGUGUUCUUGGUACUAUGGUUAAAAUAACAACAAAGUGCUUUAACCCUGACUGUUCAUCUCCCGAGAAUACCUGGAAAAGUCAGCCAAUCAUGACAGGAACAAAAAUGCCAGCAAUGAACUUCCUGCUCUGUUUUUCAGUCCUGGUGUCUGGUGCUUCACCAUCCAAAAUAUUUCUAGUUUUCAAGAAUUUUGGAUUAUCUUGCAUUUCCUUGAAGACUUACUUCAAACAUCAGGCUGUGAGUAUAUGGCUAUAUGCAGAUGGGGGACUACUUCAUGUAUGCCAAUUUUUAGGUCCUGACACAGGGUCAGGGUGUGUAUACAUGAACUACUGGCUUUAGUUACAUAUAAUGUAACUGCAUGACACAUUUUUAACUAUUUCUUUAGAACAAACUCUUUCCCACUGUGCAUUUGUACUGGAAGAAAUACCAAGAGAAAAUGAUGGCCAAGCUGAAAGCAACAGAACAGUCUCUAGUCAUUGCUGGUGAUGGCAGGCAUGACAGCAUGGGUCACAGUGCCAAAUACUGUGCCUACACUUUGUUCUGUUGCACAGUUCCCCUCAUCAUUGAUUUUUCCUUGGUUCAGGUAGGCAUAGACACCCACAUUUUAUGUACUUACUGUAGCUUUUCCAAGUGGAAAAUAAGUCAUUUUAUCAUUAUAUUAGUUACAGAAACAGUUAGGUAACUGUAAAGUAAAUGGCAAAAGUGAAUGUUGCAGAGAUAAAAACAUGGCUGACUCUUUUAUUGACAAAUGUGAAACCUAA
Molecule: messenger RNA, 3549 nt
Organism: Paramuricea clavata
Lineage: Eukaryota; Metazoa; Cnidaria; Anthozoa; Malacalcyonacea; Plexauridae
Source: the annotation of a GenBank genome assembly